CGCGGGGCAGCGGUGGAACUCGGAGGUGGUCAGCGCCGUCUGCAUGGCGCGCCUCGCAAGAAAGCAGGGCAGUGCCCGGCUGUCAGAGUCGCCCAUCAAGUUGUUGCUCCUCGAGUGGCUUUACUGGAUGUGCCACCCCUCCACCUCUGGGCAGUCGAGGUUUACCCAGUUGGUCAACAUCUGGUACUUGAACAAGGUACAGCCAGUGGACGGUGGUCGGCAAUCUGUUCGGGAUCGCGACCUUCGUCAUCUCGGCGGCGGGCGCGCCCUGCUCGCGCUACAUGCAGUUCAACGUGCGCAUGGCCAUCAGCCUCUGGUCCUGCCUGGCCGGCGUGCUGAUCCAGCGCAAGCGGCGCAUGCUCUUCAGCGUCAUCCAGCUGGUGGCCGACCUGGGCGCGCGCGCGCACCGGCUCACCGACCGCCAGGGCAAGGCCCGAGGAUGGCGGACAGCGUCUGGAACACGGCGGCCGUCUGUGUGGACUGGGCCACCACCAUCGAGUACCAGUACAACACCCUGCUGGACGGCAGCGCCAUCUUCGUGUCGCUGGCCUGCAUCACCACGCUCACGCGCUCCCUGGCGGAGAUACAGACGCAGAUCAACCGCGGGGUCAAGGUUGGCGACUGCCUGCGCUGGGCUGCGCUGCAGAGCCGGGUGACGGCCGGCUGCCGUGAGCUGGAGGAGACGUUCGCCGACCUGCUGCCGCACAUCCUCAUCUCCGCCUACUUCACGCCGCUCCUCGCCAUCGUCGACGUGGUGUUCAACGGGCGCAAGGCGGACCUGUUCUCGCUGGCGCUGUCGCCCGUCGUGCUGCUGGUGCUCUGGCCCAUGUGCGACAUCGGCGACGAGCUGGCGAAGGCCCGCGAGCGCCUGUGCCCGGCGGCCUACCUCGGCCCCUGGCUGGAGGAGGGGUGCGAGCAGACGCGCGUGCGCCUGUGCCUCAUGCUCUUUGCGUACGGCCGGCACGGCCUGCUGCGCACGCGCGGCCCCGGCGGCGGCGUCCUCAACCGCGGGACCUUCACCACCGCAAUAUCCAGCUGGAUCAAGUUCCUCAACGCGCUCAUCAACCUGCAGAGCGCGUCGCGACACCAAGUGCGAGGGAAAUGAAACGUACAGUUAAAGAAAAGUGCCCAAGACUUAUAUUAACUUUCGGAGCUCUAGUUCUACCAAAAGCGCGUUAUUUUUGCAACUAAUAAAAUGAAAAUGUGGAGAAUUCUUUGGACA
Frankliniella occidentalis (western flower thrips) is the source of this 1222-nucleotide messenger RNA. RefSeq lists its product as uncharacterized. The record is from RefSeq and is a predicted model, not a curated record. The transcript is spliced from 7 exons. Lineage: Eukaryota; Metazoa; Arthropoda; Insecta; Thysanoptera; Thripidae. Bases 44 to 1105 code for a protein of 353 amino acids.